Ornithodoros turicata is the source of this 1529-nucleotide messenger RNA. RefSeq names its product selenocysteine lyase-like. Lineage: Eukaryota; Metazoa; Arthropoda; Arachnida; Ixodida; Argasidae. The transcript is spliced from 13 exons. The coding region runs from base 129 to 1235 and encodes 368 amino acids. The record is from RefSeq and is a predicted model, not a curated record.
CUUCCGCCUUCUGCUUGUGACCGGCAGACGGGCAAAAGCGAAAUGCACAAAUGAACUCGGAACUGUGUGAACACUGUGAAGUCAGUCGAGUUCAAUGAUCCAUCAGGACGUUGAGAGCGUGUCCCACAAUGAACGGCGAUACGCAACCCGAAACGGGUGUUUACCUUGACUAUAAUGCUACAACGCCUAUGGCACACGAAGUACGCAUUGCUGUAUCCAAUGCGAUGGAAACAGCUUGGGGUAACCCCAGCAGCGCUCACAAAGCAGGUGUCGCUGCUCGUCAAAUCAUUGAAACUGCUCGAAAAAGUGUUUCCCAAAUGAUCUACGCAAAACCAUCAGAAAUUAUAUUCACGUCCGGAGGCACUGAGAGUAACAACAUGACGAUUCAUUCAGCGAUCCAACACUCCAAAGAGAUGUCUCAUAACCUAACUGGAGACCGGUGCCCUCAUAUCAUUACCAGUAACAUCGAACACGAUUCUGUCAUGCUACCAUUAAAGAACUGGCAAAGAAAGGGACAGCUAGAACUGACCAUCGUGCCAGUAUCCAAAUCAACUGGCAGCAUCGUUGCUGAAGACGUAAUUUCGCACAUAUUGCCAAACACGUGCCUCGUCACUGUAAUGCUCGCAAACAACGAGACUGGAAUCAUACAGCCAAUAGAAGAGAUUGGCCGUCUACUUCGGAAAGAAAACGCGAAACGGAAGAGCGCCGGACUUGCGGAGGUGUUGUUUCAUACGGACGCUGCACAGGCGCUUGGAAAAAUUGACGUGAACGUUUCGUCUCUUUGCGUGGACUACUUGACUAUAGUCGGACAUAAGGUCCCACCUCUUACCCUUCUAUUUUCUUUCUACGGACCACGCAUUGGUGCCUUAUACUUCCGAGACUCAAAGCCCCUGUAUCCGAUGUUCUUUGGAGGCGGGCAAGAAAGAGGCUAUCGUCCCGGAACUGAAAACGUCUGCAUGAUUGCUGGGCUCGGGUGUGCAGCAGAACUAAUUACGAAGAACAUUGAAGAGUAUCGUUCCACAAUGAAAACAACACGAGAUUAUUUAGAGAAGAAGCUGCAGGAAGCCACGAGAGUCACCUUUAAUCAUCACAAAGGGGCUCAUGUUCUUCCUAAUACAUGCAGCGUUGCAUUUCGUGGCUUGAAUGGACAUGAGAUUCUUAGCCAAGUGAGAAUACAGGCAAGCACAGGAGCAGCAUGUCACAACUCUAUGAAAAGGGAUUCAACGGAAACUUGACAUGAUGAAGAGGAUUUCAUCCUUGUUUUCCCUCUCCCAAAUGCACUACUGAAGCAACAAUUUGGGGGGGGGGGGAGGUUAUAGUCACAGUGUUGCUGAAAAUUGCACUGACUACAGUGUUCCUUAUGUGUUCCUUUCCAAAGUCAACUUGUGUGUGUGCCCCACUUUUUGUCCCACGUCUCAGGGUUUCGCUAUCGUGGACAACUUGUACAAGUCAUCGCAUGAUCCCAAACAGACUGUUUGCUUUGCUAAUCCUCUCUUCCUCGCUGUAUAUAUCUCAGCAAACUCUCACAA